AUGGGAUCCCCAUGCCACCUCACAAGUAGUCCACCAUGUCUUUUCCUACGCAGUCAUAUCGAAACCAAUGGCUACAUCACGAUCAUUGCCGAAUCUUUUAGGGCGAACUACACCCAUGUUCAGCGUAUGCUGGCAACUCUUGCGGAGCCUGUUUCACGGCCUCCGUUGAUCCACGAGUAUCACCUUACCCCCUUUUCGCUCGGAGCGGCAGUCUCUAACGGUUUAAGCUCCGACGAAGCCAUGAAUUUCAUGCAGGCCAACGUUUACGAUCUGGGCAACCGCGACAGCCCGGCCUACCGGCGUGUGCGACACUUUAUUGAGGUAAACAUGCAACGCUACAACCUGGCCCGCAUGAUCGUCGAGCAGGACCAGGCGAUGGUCCAGUGCAAAAACCUGGAAACCGCGGCGUUGCUGCUGCAGGAUGCCGUGAUCCGCGCCCUCGCGGCCAAACCCGCUGAGGUUCGACACGGCCUGUUCACCUGGGGUGAUGACACGGACAACUUUCCCUAUUUCCCGUUACAAAGCCGAGCUGUCUGUAAGGCGGUGGCUGCGCGCUGUGUGCUGAUUGGAAUUCCAAUUCAACAGCAGUACGAAUUCGAGCGCGACGUUUCAGUUCGCUCCGUGAAGCUUAGCCUGCGUACACAGACCAAACCGCGACCAUAUCAAGUGGAGGCUCUCGAGGCCGCUACCACCGGCGGUACGCUGAAUAGUGGCUGUCUGUUGCUCCCAUGUGGGGCCGGGAAAACUCUUCUUGGUAUCAUGAUCAUGUGCAAGGUAAAGAAACCUACCUUAGUGGUAUGCGCUGGCAGUGUAAGCGUGGAGCAAUGGAAAAAUCAGAUUAUGGAGUACGCUUCGUUCGAGUCGUCUUUAAAUGCAUCUACAGAACCUAAUGAUAACAUGAACGGCAGUGCCGCGCCGAUACCCGAUACAACACGUUCCGGUGCUUCCCACAUUGCAUGUUUGACAGGUAAGCAGAAAGAUGAGAUUACAGAGAAUACGGAUGUAGUGAUCACCACUUACAGCAUGCUAGUGAGUGCGCAUAAAGCACACACACGCCGCGCGGCCCAGAAGCAUGCUUAUUGUAAUGAGCAGGGUACUCAGGAGGUGUAUAGGAAUAGAAAAGGUGUCCAACAGCGAAAUAGUAUAAAAGAAAAACUAUUUGCUCCGUAUGGUUUGAUGAUCCUAGAUGAGGUUCACAUGAUUCCUGCAGAUGCCUUUAGUGAGAGUCUGAGCUUUGUGGACGCAAAAGGUGUUAUUGGACUUACUGCCACUUAUGUUCGAGAGGACAAGAAAAUCUUAGACUUGUUUCACCUUGUGGGUCCGAAGCUAUACGAUGUAUCGAUGGAAACGCUUGCGGCGCAGGGUUACCUGGCCAAGGUCAACUGCUUCGAGGUUCACACACCCAUGACGCGGGAAUUUGGGAUCGAGUAUAUGGAGCGGAGUGCGCAGACUACAGAUCUUCAAAAGGUGGGCAAGGCGUUUGUGUUAGUGAUGUUGGCUGCGGCCAACCCCAACAAGAUGCUCUGUGUGCGCGAUUUGGUAUCCAGACAUCUUGAUAACAGGUCUAAAAUUUUAGUCUUCUGCGACCAUAUCAUGCUGCUUUACGAGUACGGCAAGCUCCUUGGUGCUCCUGUCAUCAGCGGUAAAACACAGCAUCGAGAGCGGUUAAUGAUCUUUUCGGAUUUUCAGCGAACGUCAAAGGUGAGUGUGAUCUGCGUAUCUCGCGUAGGGGACGUCAGCGUCAAUCUGCCAAGCGCCAACGUUGUGAUCCAGGUUUCCAGCCAUGGUGGGAGUCGUCGCCAGGAGGUCCAGCGUCUCGGGCGUAUUUUGCGGCCCAAAGAGCGAACCGCCAACAGCAAAGCGGUCGAGGCGUGGUUUUACUCUAUCAUCAGCACGGACACUUUGGAGAUGGGGCACGCUGCACACCGGACAGCCUUUUUAGUAGACCAGGGAUAUGCCUGUCGUAUUAUGUCGUACCGCCCAGAAACUAGCGCAUCCCGUGAACCCAAAAAGGAAGGGCAAGCAAGAGGUGAAAAUAUAGAAAACACCACCGCCCGAGGCGUAGCCAACCUUGUCAAGGAAGACGUGGUUGGUGAUAUUGCUAGUAUUAAACAGGAAAGUCUUCACGAUAUUCUCGUCAGGCCAUCGCGACGGGAGCCCCACGGUCCAGCACUCGCCAACUCACGUUUGAGAGGAGAUAUCGAAGUAAACACCCUCUCAUUCCAGCUGCAACUACUCUCGAAGGUGGUGUCCAGCUGGGAGCUUGAAUACCAGGAAAUGAGUCGAAAACGUCGUCACGCCGAGGCGAUGGAUAACGCAAGCGAAGGGCAAAUAGGUAGAUUACAAGGUCAUGGCUUGGGCGAUGACGAUGUGGUAGUGGUAGACACGGAGACCCGCAAUUACAAGGCAAUAAAAAAAGAAUGGAAUAGCCUAUACAAAGGAAGCGAGGCACCUUUUUCAGGUAAAGGAGUCAAUAAAGUGUUAAUUAAUGAGCUUAUCGGUGCCAACGAUGGCUUUGUUUAUCAUGAAUUAUAA
Phytomonas sp. Hart1 is the source of this 2535-nucleotide messenger RNA. The record is from the annotation of a GenBank genome assembly. Lineage: Eukaryota; Euglenozoa; Kinetoplastea; Trypanosomatida; Trypanosomatidae.